AUGGCCCUAAAGGUAUUGCUGGCGUGCUGGAUCGUCGCGAGUCCGGCUCUAUCGUCGCCGGAGGAUCGAAUACCCGGGCACAGCGGGGUCGUAUGGCCGGCCUGGUACCGCGACAGGCUGCAACAUGCCAGACACGACGUCGUCCCGGAGACGAGCACCGCGAGGAACCCGUGGAGGCCGCAGGCGACCAGGUUGGCGCAGCGGACGAAUUCACGGCAUCACGUGGAGCAACGGACAUUGGAGCACAAUUUCAGCGGCGCCGUCGCGAUGACGGAGCACGGUGGCACUAAGGCGAUAGCGUACGCGAGCUAUCACGGUAAUCACCGGCAUCAGCCGAGGGAGGACGUCACGCAGAGCUAUCAGCUGAUCCCGACUACGGCCCCCACGUAUACGAGGCAUCAUUCGGGGAGGCGAGUGUGCACCAGGCAACAGGCGACUUCUCAUCAUCACCGAGAAAAACAAAUCAGGUUAAUCCUCGGUUACACCGAGCUGACCUCCGGUUUCUUUUGCUGCCCGGGAUGGUCGCAAAUCUCCCAUUUGAGUUUCGGUUGCAACAAACCUACGUGUCCCUGUCUGAACGGUGGAAUUUGCACAUCGCCCGGCAAAUGCACGUGUCCCAAGGGAUAUGUCGGUAAUCAGUGUCAAACAGAUGUAGACGAGUGCACGACGGAAAAACCGUGCGGCCAGCUUUGCACGAAUCUACCUGGCAGCUAUCGAUGCCACUGCAGAGUUGGUUUUCAGCUUCAGGAGGACGGCCAGUCGUGUCGGAGGAACGGCACCGACGAGAACGCGUUUGAGGCGCGCGACUUGGAGAGUGAUUUCCACGACGGUGUGUCAGCAACGAGACCGACGACUUCUUCUCACGAUACCGAAAACGAGGUGGGUGACGAUGCACAAGAUUACGAGAUAAUCUUGAAGAGACUGACCAAACUGGAAAAGCAAGUGGCCAGAAACAGGAAGAGAGAUACGGAGACCGCGGAAAUGAAUACCAAAGUCACACUAGCCGUCGAGAGUGUCAACGAGAUGAGGAGAACCGUCGAGAACGUGCAACUGAUGCAACAGGAAGUAUACGACAUGAGAAGCAAGAUGAAGCAGUACGAGGUGGAAAUGAGAAAGAUGCAGCAUCUGAUGAACCGCGUAGCGGACCUCGAGAGUCGUCUGAGAUUACGCUGCAGAUCGCCAGUGCCAAUUAGCGGGUCAUUGAAUUUUUAGGGCCACGCGGUAACUACGUUCGAUC
Messenger RNA from Dinoponera quadriceps, 1237 nucleotides. RefSeq names its product protocadherin Fat 4 (gene slow). Gene Ontology annotation, molecular function: signaling receptor binding; calcium ion binding. Gene Ontology annotation, biological process: anatomical structure development. NCBI's taxonomy places the organism in Eukaryota, Metazoa, Arthropoda, Insecta, Hymenoptera, Formicidae. The coding region runs from base 1 to 1212 and encodes 403 amino acids. The record is from RefSeq and is a predicted model, not a curated record. The transcript has 9 exons. Gene Ontology annotation, cellular component: extracellular region; cell surface.